UAGAGGGUGAGAAAGAGAUGCUGCGUUGCAUUUGUGUCCUUAAGAGAGAGAGAAUGGUUGUGAUGAAGGAAGUGUGCAGUAGAACUGGCAGCAUCUCCUGAAGGAGAGGGAACAGAGGGGAAGCGGUUAUCUCUCCCUCCUCCUGGAUUAAGGGUUUCUCUAAGCCGGGCUGGGAGCUGCCACUUCUGGUUCCUUCAUUUUGGUCUCUCCUCUCUGUCACUCAUAUAGGCUGGCAGCGCUGUUCCUCUCUGUCUGUUUGGGUGAACGUGCUUCAGUCUCCCUGUCCCCUGCUGACUCGGGCGGCUGUUCUUCCGACGGGCACAGCGGAGCUAGCCUUGGCCGUCAGCCUUUAGCCUCAGGUCCUUUAUUUCCACAACACCCCCGCCUCCAGCAGCUAGCGCUGGGGGGGGGGUCAUCCUGCCUGUCGCCUGGUGGGGUGGGUCAAACAGGGUGCUGGGACGUAGUGAUGCCAGGGCCCUACAGGAGAAGUCAGGAGCGCAAGGAGAGGCUCAGGAAGGGGGCCUGUCGCUCUGCCAUCCCAGCCCUCUUCACCAUCACUGAGGAAGAGGAGGGACACAGAGGAGCACGGAGGAGGCAGCGAGUCUCUGACUCACAGAACCAGACAGCGGAGAGAAGAGCGUCCAGUGGACCUGAUUCUUCAUCAUCAGGCCAGGCCCUGUCCAACACUCCUGCCCUGACACUCUCUCCAACACCUACUCCCAGCCACAAUGCUGCUAACAAACCAGAGCUGCUGGUCCUCAAGGUCGAUGAGAGACAGAGGAUGGCCCGGGAACGUCGCGAGGAGAAGGAGAAACAGAUUGCUGCGAGAGAGUUGGCGUGGCAGGAGAAAGAGGAGAAGGCCAAGCAGUACUAUGAGAAGCACUUAGAGGAGCGGAGGAGGAGGCUGGAGGAGCAGAGGAUGAAGGAGGACAAGAGACGAGCAGCUGUGGAGGAGAAGAGACGCCACAAAUUGGAGGAGGAGAAAGCCCGCCAUGAAGCGGUUCUCCGUCGGACAGUGGAGAGGAGUCAAAGAGCUAAACAGAACCGCUGGUCCUGGGGCGGGGCCCUGCCCGUGAACACGCCCACCACACCCCGGGGUUUUGUCGAGUCGUCUUUUCUCUAUCCCCUCGACCUAGCAGGCCUGGAGCACCACCUCCAGGGUGCUUUCAGUGUCUACCGCCGAUACGGCCUGAGCCACCAAUAUGCUGAAAGGCGGUCUGUGUCGACUAUGAAUCUCUCCAAACACCCAGCUGAUCAGGUCAUAACCAAGAGACUGUCCUACUCUUCUGCAACAUUAUUACACUCUCCUGACCGAGCAUUGCAGAAGAGGACCUCAUCUUCACCCUUCCUUAGCAAAUCACAGUCCAAACUCCGCCCAUCAGGGGGAAAGGCCACAAAUGACAGUCCUGCAGGCAUGCGUCGUAUGCCGUUGACCCCUUGGGAGAACACAGUGGUUAGUCGUCUGCUUCAGCCAACACACUCCUACCUGGCACGCAGCCGGAGCGCAGUCAGCCUGUCAGGAGACGCAGCCCUUCCUGUGUGUCCUCGCUCAGUGUCUUGCCACCCAAUGGGAUCCACUUCCUUUAAGUCCAUCCAAUCCCAACCUCUGGCUCCUUGCCGCAACCAUGAGCCACGGCUCCCCAAGGACGUGACCAACCGGAGGAAGACCACGGGAAACCUGCUGGAAAAGCAUAAGGACUUUGUCAGGAAGUCUUGGACCAACCUGUCACUCCCUCUGACCACUCCCCCUCGGAAUCUGCCACCUGCCAAGAGGUCCCAGUCACCAGGGAAACAGCAGAGCAGAGUGACAGCGCCCUCACCUGGAAGACCUCGUCAGAAACCGUCUCCUCGCCCCCCCCCCCCGAAGCAGCUGCAUUCUCCCAGUGGAGAGGAUGUAGGGAACCUGAGGCCCAGCAGGGUGGCGCCAGAGAGCUUCUCUCUGAUUGGACCACAGCCAGGAGGAGGACCUGAGGGAGACCAGGCGGGUUUAACUCCUUCUCCCAUGCAGCCCCGCCCCCAAACCCAGGGCCAACUGAAAGCCAGCCUCCACACAGACACUGAUGACACAACAGUCAACCAGUGUGUGGACAGUCCUCCAGCCCAAAGGCCUACAACAGGCACCACUGACCCAGAGGAGGCCACUCGUAUCUUGGCUGAGAAACGAAGACAAGCCCGGGAACAGAGGGAGAAAGAGGAGCAGGAGAGGAGAGAACAGGAAGAACAGGAGAGGCGUGGCAAAGAGGAGAUGGCCCGGCGUAAGGCAGAGGAGCGACAGAGGAGAGAGGAGGAGGCCCAACGGCAGGCGGAGGAAAAGAAUAGAAGGGAGGAGGAGGAGCGACAAGAGGAGGAGAAGAGGGUUCAGCAGCAGGAGGAGGAGGAGGCACAGAGACAACAACAACUGAGAGACGAGGAGGAGUAUCGUCAGAAGGAGGAGGCAGAGAAACUGAGGAUGGAGAGAGAAAAGCACUUUCAGAAAGAAGAGGCAGAAAGAAUGGAGAGGAAGAAGCGUCUGGAGGAGAUCAUGAAAAGGACGCGUCGCUCAGACCCAGCUGAGAAGAAAACCAACCCUCCGAAGACUGGAGAUCAAUCAGCGCCGCCCCCUUCAGUGAGUUUGUCAGAGGCAGAGGUCGAGCACAGUGACAGUAAUGGGCACGGAGCUCCUGACCCCAACCGUGACCUCAAUAUAUCAAUGCUGCCCCCUACUGAGGAGAGCGAGGACGGGUCGUUUGAGGAGGUGCUGUUUCUCCCAUCGGAGUCCAGACCACCACCUUCUGGUGAGGAGGAUGAGGAGCAUGACCACCACCUCCCUGUCAUCGCCUUUCGUGAAAACGGCAUCGUCAAGCCAAUGAGUGGGGGAACAGACAACGUGUCACUACAACACAGGGCAGAUGUUGUCUGAUGAUUGGAAACCGAAGGAGAUGGAGGUGGACGGAUGGAGGUGGACAGCCACGGACCGUAAGAGGAACCGUUCACAACUCAACCCACCCCCACAACCAUCCACCAGCCCCCUGUAUGACAGAGACCCAGUUAUGGGUCAAACCAUUAUUUGACUGUAAUGGGGGUGGGGGGGGUUCAGGUGAUUGCUGCGACCUGUUCUGAGAUCAGUCAUCUAAUCUUAUACUUGAAGAAUUCCUAUUGCUGUAGAGAUAAUAGGCCACACCCUAGAUGGGUCUCUUUCCCCUCUAAGAAGUAGUGAAGUAUGUAGGGAAUAGUGUUCCAUUUGUGUCGGCGAUUCAAAGGUGGAUGACCACAGGAAGGGUGUAUCGUUGAGUUUAAGUUAAACAAAAGGUUUGUUUCCUCUCAGUAAAACACAAAUACACUGUACGCUACUGAUUUAAUCAUGUUUAGUUUUAUAAUUACUGCUGUGAAGAUAGUGAUUACUUUUCUGUUUUUAUUAAUGUAGAGCAUAGAUCUGUCUACUUUUGUUCCUAUGAUUCUGAGAUUGGUUGACCUCUGCACCCAAAGGACCCGCCCAUGUCUCACAGUAUCUGUCAGAUGAUUGGCUUCUCUGUCAAAAGCUGGACAUUGUUUAAAUCCUAUCAACCAAUCCACACAUCGUCAGGACAUCAUCCUGUCGUCUGAAGGACAUUUGGUCCAUGAAGGAAGGAGAUGAAUGUCUGUUGUUUGGGUCAAAAAGCCACAAGAGGGAUUCAAUAUUGAACAUUCAUUGACAAAGAAUCACUCCCCUUACAUAAUGUGUAUCUGGGUGUGGUGUGUAGAUCAGUAAUUCUGCAGGUGGACCUCAAUAAUCAGUACAAAAAAAUGUAUUCCCAACAGAACACAUCUGUUACCACACGACACUGUCUCUCUCCAGGACUCGGUUCUCCAAGUUCACACCUACAUUGUUUCAUGUACAGAUGGAACCCUCCGACCUAGUGUAGAACCCUUUAAAAUGAAACCCAUAAUGAUCCUUUGAGGUUAGUUCUUCCAGGGAUCUGUCCUGGGCAAGAUUGAGGCCUUCUAGCCACAACUCUUAUAAACCAAUUAACUCAGACUCAGCUCAGUCCUAGAUUAUAAGGCAUUCCUAUUGGAGUACCUCCACUAGAAGAACUUCUUAGUCCAGGACUAGACUUAAUCUGGGCCCAGUACAGCCCUACAAUUUUGAGAAACAGAUCGCCCUUUAUUAUGUCUGCUAGUGAUGAAGGUUUGAAGUGGAUAAAGGGGAAGUUCACGGAGUGAAAACCUAAAGAUGAAGUUCAACGGUUGUAAGUUCUUCCCUGAGCACCAGUCUGUUCAUUGUCCUUAUAAUGGCUGUCCUGACAAUGAAGUGCUGCUGUGGAGCACCACUGAUCUGUUGGCUGGAUUCACAACAUGUAACUCUGUUGUCACAGACUCUGAUUAAGUCUAGUCAAGCACAAAAAACAUCACGAUCCUUGACAAUGCUUAAUCAGGGUUUGCGAAACAGGCACAUAAAUACUGUUAUAAUACAUAGCUAGAAGUUAUAUUGUGUAUAAAUAAUAAAGGUUCUAUUUUAUUAAGACUAACCAUGAGUUCUCAGUCCUAACACCAAGAAGAUAAAAUGGGUCUGGAACCUUUUGGUGGGUUCUGGGGCAGAACUUAUAGUUGUAAAACCACAGAUUGCUCCUGUUUCAGAAUUCAAGUGGUUCUACAGAGAGGUCUUUCUGCGUCUAUUUGUGUUCUGCUUCUUGUCUGUUCAUAGUAAGAAUUGUCAAACAUUUCCCAACUUUCCCGCCUGUAUAGCAUGUGAAUAAAACACUUCUUGUCUUCACGAUGAA
Molecule: messenger RNA, 4736 nt
Organism: Esox lucius (northern pike)
Lineage: Eukaryota; Metazoa; Chordata; Actinopteri; Esociformes; Esocidae
Gene: map7b
Product: ensconsin
Exons: 20
Coding region: 467-2899 (810 amino acids)
Biological process (GO): microtubule cytoskeleton organization
Cellular component (GO): microtubule cytoskeleton
Source: RefSeq, a predicted model, not a curated record